UUUUACUUUGAGCAAAGCCCACUGCUAAAGCCUUUACCUUUCUCUCACCCCCCCUCCCUCCUCCCCAGGUCUGAAGAGCUGAAGGGGAGGGUAUCGUUGGGGUGGGUGGUGAACAGAAGGGGGAAGAGAGAGAAAUGAAUGAGCCUGCGCUUGUAUACAGUUGCAUCAAAUACAUUCUUGAAAGCAACCUGGUUCUGCUUAACACUUGAAUUUUUUUAAAAAAGGCAGCAGCUUCGAGAGAGGGUGUAUGCACUUUUUCUUUCUUUCCUUUCUUUUUUUUUAUAUUCGUACAUUCCUGGACACCAAUCAAAAGAGCAAAUCACGGGAGGUGGAAGAGUGGAGAGGGAGAGAGAGAGAGAGAAAGAGAGAGAGAGCGGUGAAAACUUUGCGCACAAACAAAAAAAAAAAAGUACAGACAGCUUUUCCCACCUAACACCCAGCAAACACAAACCAAAACAAAUAGGGAAGAGGAGAGGAAAAAAAAAGGAAAGGAAAGGAACCCGGGGCAGAGCCAGCCGGGAGAAAGGCAAUUUUUCACUCCGCACCGGGGAGCUGAAGCGAUCAUUCGGAACAAAACCGCUUGUCUGCUAACCCGCAGCGUCGCCCCCAGCCCACACUCUGAGUCUACUAUGCUAUGUGUUGCUGGGGGGGGUUCAGGAGAUUCGUGGGGGAUCCUUGCCUUCCUGUGUGCCACGCUCUGGAACCUUCCUGUGGUGCCUGCACUGAACAGCACGGACCAAGUGACUACCAGACAGUCCAUCCAGCAGACGUACGACCUUACGCGCUAUCUGGAACACCAGCUGCAUGCGCUUGCGGCCACCUAUCUCAACUACUUGGGACCACCUUUCAACGAGCCAGACUUUGACCCUCCCCGGCUGAUCGGGGCAGAGGCUGUUCCCAGUGCCACUGUGGACUUUCAGCUGUGGCGCAGUCUGAAUGACAAUGCACGGCUAGCAGCUAAUUACCGGGCUUACAGCCACUUAUUGUGCUACCUGAGGACCAUGGAUGGAGCAACCCCAGCAGCCAUGCCAACUUUACGCCACAGCCUGGCCCACUUCCGUGCCAGCCUCCAAGGGCUGCUGGGCUCCAUUGCUGGCAUCAUGGCUUCUCUGGGCUACCCACUUCCGCCUCCAGUGCCUGAUGGUAUUCCUAGCCCUAACAGCCAUUUCCUGCAGAAGAUGGAUGACUUCUGGUUGCUCAAAGAGCUGCAGACUUGGCUGUGGCGCUCAGCCAAAGACUUCAACAGGCUGCGCAAGAGGGUACCACCUUCUGCUGUUAUGCUGCACCUUGAAACCAGGGACUUUUGACCCCUGCCCUUCACCAUUCUUUGUCUCAUCACCUCAACCAUUGAUGGCAAUGAUACAUGCCCUGCAAAGGCCUAAGGUUGUUCAAAGUCUAUGAAUCUACUCUGCCCUCACAACUGACUUAAAAAAAUGUUCCCCUGCUUCAUGGUGCUGCACUGCUCUCAUUUAUGAAGCUGUGCCUCUAGGUGAGCAUACUCUCACCUACCCAUUCCCUUCCUUCCUUCUCCUUGUCCUUAGUUUCCUACAUUUUUCUUAUUCCUUCCUUCCCAGAGGGGACUAUUUUUUCAGAAGGAGAGGAAGAACCCUACUCCCUCCCAUCUCAGUGAUGAGCAAUAAGCCCUGGCCGCAGGGCAGCAAACAUCUGGCAACUUCCACCUCUAAUAAUCCAACUCCUUAAAUUUGUUCUCCCAGAUCCUAGGUUCCUGCAUUCUCUUUUUAAGGGAAUGUACUAGUCAGGAGUUGGUUAGGCUCACAAUGGUGAGACUGGUCAGUUCUUAAGGGAGCACAUACCUUUCUCACUGAAGUCAAGAGCUCUGGCAGAAAAUGGGUAGGGCCAUCAUCCUAACAGUCCUCACUGCCUGUUUGUACUUCUCCUUCCGUGCUGUGGCAGGCAGGCAGGUGAAGCUGUGUGGUUUACACUGACACCAGCAAGGGGGGAGGGAAGGAGAUGGAGAGUUUCCCAUGUAUGGCCCCACAUGCCUGUCUCUCCCCUUCCGUCUCUGCCCACCCCCUUUUCUCUUCUCCCCAUCAGGUUGUUUUAUUCUCAGUUUGUCUGUAUUAAUAUUUAUUUAUUUUCAGAUGUUAUUUAUUAGAUUGUAUUUAUUGCAGAAUUUCUAUUCUUGUAUUAACAAAUAAAAGGCUUU
Sphaerodactylus townsendi is the source of this 2167-nucleotide messenger RNA. It is a transcript of the gene CLCF1, whose product is annotated as cardiotrophin like cytokine factor 1. The record is from RefSeq and is a predicted model, not a curated record. Bases 630 to 1307 code for a protein of 225 amino acids. The transcript is spliced from 3 exons. NCBI's taxonomy places the organism in Eukaryota, Metazoa, Chordata, Lepidosauria, Squamata, Sphaerodactylidae.